UAUACACCUUUCUCUCGAUAUAUAUACCCAUCCAGCCCACUUUCUCUCUUCACCAACAAACACUUAAUCUUUCUCUCUGAAUAAUAUUAUGGGGGCUCCUCAAGAUCUUCCCUCCUCUCUUGGCUGCGAACUGAGGAUCAUAAGAGCCAAAAACAUUGAGCUCAAGCCCAACACACUGCUCUUUGUGAGAUGCUAUCUCUCUGCAGGCAACGGCAAGAGGGUUAGAGUAGAUAGCAAAGAGAUCUCUUCAAAUUCCGACUCACUGUUCUUCAACCACUCCUCCUCCUUGGAGUGUUUGGCCUCCCAGGAGGCCACCCAAGCUCUCAUCCGCCAUGGAACCGUCGUUUUCGAACUCCGUCGGAGAAGCGCCACUCCGGUUCUUGGCAACAUCUGCGGCUCACAUCUCGUGGGCAGAGCCGAGGUUCCAUGGAAAACCGUCUCCGAGGCCCCGGAGAUGGAGAUUGACGAGUGGGUGAGCUUGGUUUCUGAUCGGAGACGCGUGCAUAAUCAAGAUGUUAAGCCGCCCGCUCUGCAAUUGUCAAUGAAGGUUAAACUUCCGGUGGCGUUGCCGGGGAACAGGCGGCGCCGGAGGGUGGCAAAGUGGGAUGAUGAUCACUAUGAGUGUGGAUGUAAUGAUGUUGGGUGCAAUUGUGCAGAUUAUGAUGUGUUUGCAUUAGCUGCAGCCAUGGAGGCCUUCUAGGGACUGUCUGGCCUAGAUUAAUUAAUUUUGUUUCCUUUAUUUUUUCAUAUAUUGUUGCAUCAAUUGGACUUUUCAAUUGUACAUAUGGUGAGGAACACUGAUAUGAGUCUUAAUUAGAAAGCAAUGAAUCCAAUCCUCAAUCUAAGCAUUUGUAUACGAAAGGAUUGCAAUUUUAUCCACUCUUGUAGGUAUAAAUUUAAGUUGAUGAUUGUUUUAAGGAUCA
Diospyros lotus (date-plum) is the source of this 923-nucleotide messenger RNA. RefSeq lists its product as uncharacterized. The record is from RefSeq and is a predicted model, not a curated record. The transcript has 2 exons. The coding region runs from base 89 to 700 and encodes 203 amino acids. NCBI's taxonomy places the organism in Eukaryota, Viridiplantae, Streptophyta, Magnoliopsida, Ericales, Ebenaceae.